AUGGGAGCCAUAGCAAAACUACUCUCUUAUCCCAACAAAAUCCUCUCCACUUUCCUCUUCCAAACUCUCCCUAAACUCCUCUACUUAUCUCUAUUAGCCCUUUGCGUGUUCCUCAAACACUACCAAAUCUUCACGCGGCGGCGCAGCUACGCGGCCGCGGUGAAGAGGAAGCUGCCGGAUUGCGGCGAAUGCAGCAUCUGCUUGCUGGGCUUCGCCGAGGCCGGGGGCGAGUGCUGCGAGCUGGACGCGUGCGGCCACGCGUUCCACCGGCGCUGCGUGGAGACGUGGCUGAGGGGGCACAGCCCCACGUGCCCGCUGUGCCGGGCCGCGGUGUUUCCCGAGGCGGAGGCGGAGGAGGCCGAGGAGGAGGAGGAGAAGGAUUGGAUCGAGAAGAAGUUUGCUUUGGCGUUGUUGAAUGCAUUGGAUGGUGGUGGAUGUAAUGUUAAUGGCUACUUUUAG
This is a messenger RNA of Salvia splendens (bonfire salvia), 459 nucleotides long. Its product is annotated as RING-H2 finger protein ATL65. Lineage: Eukaryota; Viridiplantae; Streptophyta; Magnoliopsida; Lamiales; Lamiaceae. Bases 1 to 459 code for a protein of 152 amino acids. The transcript has a single exon. The record is from RefSeq and is a predicted model, not a curated record.